AUUUAAAAACCAACUUACUAAAUCUUAGAUAAUUUAGGGAACAACCUUACAAAUAAGACAUAUAUAACAACCAAAUAUAGAAGGGCUCCAAAUGCAAUUUAUUUGAGUUACUAUCCUUGGAGUUGGAGUUGGUUCAUUCUUUCUUCGUAAUCGUAAUUGACUAAUUGGUAAGGACAGUCGGUCUGUGGUUCUAUGGCAGCAGAAAUGGUUGCCAACCUUCAGUUCACAGGCUUUCCAACUCCAAUAAAUUCUACCAUAACCGCACGAAAAUUCUAUCUGGGCAGGUCGCCGUUUUCUUUUUCUUCUUCUUCUUCGCAACCAGAAUGCAGUCUCAGUAGGACCUCAUUCCCUUCCUUGUCUUUAAAAUUCAGACAUGGUCGCUCCUCUGUUUCGGCCUCUACUUCUUCUUCUUCUUCGACGAACGCGAAAGCUUCUACUAAGCUCUACGUCAGUGGGCUCUCAUUCCGCACCACAGAAGAGAGUUUAAGAAAUGCUUUCGAAAAUUUUGGGCAGCUUGUUGAAGUCAAUUUGGUGAUGGAUAAAAUAGCAAAAAGGCCAAGAGGGUUUGCUUUCCUUAGCUAUGAAACUGAGGAAGAAUCUAAAAAGGCUAUUGAGGGAAUGCACGGAAAGUUUUUGGACGGAAGGGUAAUAUUUGUUGAAUUGGCAAAACCUAGAUCUGAGCUCAAUCAAAGACCCAAACAAAGCCCUGGACGGUAUUGAUUUCGAAGAGCAAAGCAAGCUCAUGUCUCUAGCAUAAUCAUGUUUGUAAAGUAUAAUGUAUUUUUAUUGAAAGCAAUUUUUAGUGAAAUGUGUGAUUAGUAGCAUUGAUAUUGUAUAAUAAAUAAUAUUAAGUAGAGGAAGAAGCAAUAUCUCGUUUUAAAUGUAGACAGAUUAAUAUAGUAUGUUUGAAAUUCUGACCUGGAAA
Molecule: messenger RNA, 925 nt
Organism: Cannabis sativa
Lineage: Eukaryota; Viridiplantae; Streptophyta; Magnoliopsida; Rosales; Cannabaceae
Product: organelle RRM domain-containing protein 6, chloroplastic
Exons: 4
Coding region: 193-720 (175 amino acids)
Biological process (GO): cytidine to uridine editing; chloroplast mRNA modification
Cellular component (GO): chloroplast
Molecular function (GO): RNA binding
Source: RefSeq, a predicted model, not a curated record